This is a messenger RNA of Prorocentrum cordatum, 699 nucleotides long. The record is from the annotation of a GenBank genome assembly. Lineage: Eukaryota; Dinophyceae; Prorocentrales; Prorocentraceae.
AUGUCAGCGAGAUGGAGCUCAGCCCUCAGUGGGCGGCGCCGCCUGCGCCAGAUCCGCCACGCUGGCCCGUCUCGCAACAUCCCGACGGGUGUCCGCGCCCUCCUGGACCAGGAGUGGGCGAAGUUGCCGUGCGCCCAGCAGGCCGCCGCCACCCGCGCGGCAGCGUGGAUCAUGUCCCAGGGCAUCGGCGGCGUCGGCUGGGAUGCGGCCAUCGGCCCAGGGGCCGACAUCUCGAGGUACUCGGUCAUCGAAGGCAUCGCCCUCGACCUCAAAGCGGAGGCGCAGCUGGACGCCAUGGCCAGCGAGGACUUCGCGGCCGACUUCGCGGCGCGGUGGAGCGAGGGGCUGAGGCUCGCAGAGGGCGAGGCACGCGCCGGCGGAAGGCGGCAGCUGGAGCUGCAGGCCAAGGUCGGGGGCCACCUGUCGCUGGCCGCGGACGCCCAGCGCCGCCACGCCGAUCUCGCCGCCGCGCGGGCGAAGGCCGCCGGCGCGGCCGCGGCCGCGGCCGAGGCCGCGGGCGAGGAGCAGCGGCGGGCCGCCGAGGAGGCGGACAGGGCGCGUGUGGAAGCGGCGCUGCGAGAGGCGGAGCAGCAGAGGCUGGUGCCAGUGAAGGUCAAGGUCCAGGGCCUGCGGAUGUCGCGCAUCUCGGACAUCCAGCAGUUCGGCCAGAACUUCGCGAACUCCGUCCAGGCCUUGUGA